AUACGGGGGAGAGGCUAGGCAGGAGGAGGUAGGGAGUCGUGCGCGCGGUCGCAGUCGCGCGGCAGAGAUCCGACAGAGCGUUGACGUUCGAGAGUCGUGACUUGCACUCACCUCCUCUCUCACGCCUCCUCUCUCACGCCCAGAUGUCAGGCUCACCACGCCGUGGGCUGACGGUGAAACUCCGGACACCAGAUCGCAACCGUCGCGAAGAUGGCCUCAAGAAAGAGGUGGAGGAGAAGAAGAAGAAGUUGAUUCUUGGGAUUUGCGUGAUGGAAAAGAAGGCUCUCUCUGGGCCGAUGACACAGAUUCUAAAACGCAUUCGUGCAUUCGGAGAGUUCGAGAGGGAAAGGGAGGUGGAGGCAGCAGCUAGAGCUACGAGCAUAGCUGCGCAGGAGGCCCUCCUACAGGUCCCGGAAGCCAAUGCUGACCGGUUCAAGGAGAUGCUAGCUGCUGCCGUCGCAGCCUUGGUCCGACUGCGGAAAUUGGAAGAUCUCGAGUCCCGUGUGACAGCACUUGAGCAGCGGAACCAAGAGCUGCAGACUAAGGUAAUUAGCCUUGAACAGUCCCAACUAUCUGCCCCCCGCCCUCCUAACCCUCGAUCUGCUGUAAUCCCAGUCUCUCAGCCCAGCACAGCCCUCGUUCCAAGGGCCAACGGAACUGUGGCAAGUGCAGGAACCGGAGCAAGCUCCUCAAGCGGCAGCACCGGUAGUUCUGCAUUGAUCGCAGUCCCAAAUGCAGGGACUUCAACCCAAAACGCCAUAGUCCUUACUGGCGUUAAGUACAGCGGUCCCAUGGUGGACAAGCGGGCGGCCACGCUGCCAUCCAAGUACGACGGGAAGGCUGACAUCACCUCUUGGAUUAGUUCCAUGCGGUUGUACUUCGAGGUCAUGCGGACACCGCAAGAGGACCGAAGUAUGAUCAUGGGAACUAAUACCGAGCCUGCCGUACGAAACCACAUUGAGCUCCAAGCUGUUGCUGCAGGCUAUGCACGCAUAGACCUGACUGAUUGGCUGAAGGUCACCCCUGUUCGCACCCUUGAUGAUCUUCUCCUUGACCGGUAUCAGGAUAAACAUGCUGUGCUCAAGGCUAGACUGAAGCUUGAGGCCCUCAAGGGCCAAACAUGGAGGUCAUCAAUGCAGGCUUUGGAACAACACUUGACUGGUCUAUUCACCACUCCGGAUCUAGGAAUGACUGACGUGUCUUGCAUGGAUGUAGUCAUGGGAGUGGCCCCAAAAGAAUACCUCUCCCUGCUAGCACUCAAAGACCAUGCUACCUGGCGGGAGCUCAUGAAGGACCUAGUCGACCUAGAGGCCAAGGACCUCGCCAGGCGCAAGAAGGCACCCGCUGCAGGUGGGAAACCCCAACGCAAGCGGUUUGGAAGCAGCAACCAGCUUGCACUGCAUGAUCAUCGGGAGGCUGACGAUCAGUCCUAUGCGGAUGAUCUGUCUCUAGAUGACGAUCUAGAUCCGGACUCCGAUACGAGCUAUUCCACAUCAGCCAUUGAGUGUGACCGAAAUGAUGACGAAAAACUUAAUGCAUUCAGAAAGACUGCUUCGAAUAAGGGGCCUAACCGUGGUUCGGGUAAGGGAACAGUUAUACACCUUCCCAAGAAUGCUAAGAUCCCUGAGAAACCGGAGGACGCUUCCACCAAACCUUGGGAAGCCCUCCGCAUCAGCCAAAAAGAAUGGGAAAGAAGAUCCAAACUGCACGUAUGCUUGCAUUGUUCAAAGUCUGGGCAUGUUGUGCAGAAUUGCUAUCGUCUUCAGGGAAAUAGGCAAGGGGCGUAGAGGAGUUGUCAGCACUCUCUACAGCAAGGGAAGUUGGGCAGUCACUUGCAGGCCCUUCCGAGGAGCCUGGAUCUGAUCAGCAGCGUUC
This is a messenger RNA of Chara braunii, 1875 nucleotides long. Lineage: Eukaryota; Viridiplantae; Streptophyta; Charophyceae; Charales; Characeae. The record is from the annotation of a GenBank genome assembly.